AUGGAUCCUAGUCUGAUGAUUGAAAAAACAUUAACAGAUACAGAUAUUUGCUGGAAAGGUCGGUUACGAUUACCAAAACUGAUUAUCAACAACAUAGUAAAGAAAAUGGGAGUUGUGAUACCUCAAAAUGGUAUUCAAGUGGAAAUCCAGGAUUGUGACAAAUCUAAUUGGGUAAACUUUGGCCAUAACAAUACUAUCGGAAAUGGGUGGAACAAUAUGAGAAAUGCUAGAGGUCUGAAAAGAGGCGAUGUCAUCAGAUUAUAUUGGAAAGAUACCAAAUUCAUUUUUUCUAUGCCGAGUCUUCUUUUGUUUUUGUUUCUUUAA
This is a messenger RNA of Eutrema salsugineum, 324 nucleotides long. Its product is annotated as B3 domain-containing protein At1g08985. The record is from RefSeq and is a predicted model, not a curated record. The transcript has a single exon. NCBI's taxonomy places the organism in Eukaryota, Viridiplantae, Streptophyta, Magnoliopsida, Brassicales, Brassicaceae. Bases 1 to 324 code for a protein of 107 amino acids.